This is a messenger RNA of Strongylocentrotus purpuratus (purple sea urchin), 6960 nucleotides long. Its product is annotated as short coiled-coil protein B. The transcript is spliced from 4 exons. The coding region runs from base 449 to 772 and encodes 107 amino acids. Gene Ontology annotation, cellular component: trans-Golgi network. Lineage: Eukaryota; Metazoa; Echinodermata; Echinoidea; Camarodonta; Strongylocentrotidae. The record is from RefSeq and is a predicted model, not a curated record.
CUUUCCAGUCAGCAGCUGAGAAAAAGAAAAAGGAGACCGAGGGCCGAGGGAAAAACGGGCCACAAAUAGUAUGUUUGCCGUAACCACGAGAAAUUGUAGCUGUGCAAACCAUAUGUGACUUUCUGUAAAUUAACAAUCUAAUCGGAUUUUUAACAGUGAUUCUUCCAAUUAUAUAAGGUUUUUUGACAAUGUUCGGUGGAUGAUAAUCUAGAUCGCGCAAGUUGUGAUUGGAUGCCGUGGACGUGUUAUUACGUGCAAAUCGCAUGCAAAGGCGUGUCCGCAUUCAACACUGUGCAAAUGCCUAUGGUAUUACACGAACUGCAUCAGAUGCUGUGAUCGCCUGGAGGAUUUUAAGAACUUAGAGCGAAGAAAUCUUGAUUAAAUAUCUCGAUUGGCUCCUUUCUUAAGAAGGAAGAACUUUAUCACUCUCGUUUAUGUUGAUCAAGCAAUGUCUAAUAUGACAAAAGAGGAUAACGACUCCACUACCCUUCCCACAGAUGUCAACCGAGCCAACGAUUGCUCCACAGACGAUGGGGAAGAUGCUGAGGAGAAGGCUAGGCUAAUAUGUCAGGUCCUGGAACUACAGAAUACUCUAGAUGACCUCUCUCUCCGAGUAGACAAAGUGAAAGAAGAAAACUUGAAGCUCAAAUCCGAGAACCAGGUCCUAGGCCAGUACAUCGAGAACCUCAUGUCAGCCUCCAGCAUGUUCCAGUCAACAUCGCCCAAAAACAAGAAGAAGUCAGGGGGCAAAGGCAAGAAGUCGGACAAGUGAGAUAGUCUGCUGCCCUCUCAAGUUAACAUCUCAUUCUCAUCAGAUAAUAGGGUGUCUGACCUGUGUGCAAUGGCUUACUUGGGACAAGUACAUGUUUCAUGACUAAGGUGUUCUUCAUUUGUGUGAUAUCAUUCAUGUAGGUACAGAGUGAGAAUGUGUUGCAUAUUAUAACUGCAGUAUAAUUCUCUUUUUCACUGAUUUCUUUGUCGUUUAUGCUCUUACAUGUAACGUCUCCCUUUAAAAAAAGGGACAACAUGUGUUGACUUUAAAAGAAAUGUGAUUCUUCCUUUUUCUGAAAUUUCUUUAUCCGUAUUAUGUAUGUUGUAUGCAAAUGUGAAAGUUUACUUCAAAAUGUGGGGAAUUACUUUAUGGCCUUGAUGUAUUCUUCUGGAUUUAAAGAUUCUUUGUAGAUACACUCUUUAUUGUAAUUCAAGGAACUCUAGUAAUUCUUUUUGAUCGUUUAAUGAUCUUGAUGGUGUGUGUCUCUGUAAUUUAGUACUGGCAAUUAAUCCUCAAGAAUUGAUGAAAAUCCCUGAUAUAGACCACAUUACUUCAGGAGAUUAAUUUGGAUUUACAAACUCAGUAUAACUCAGUAUAACUUUAAUUUGCCAUCCUCUGAAGAAUUUCUGGUUCUAACAAUCUUUUUAUUGAACUUGCUGCUACAUGUGAGUUGGGAAGGAUACACAGUCAAACCUGUCUAAUAAGGCCACCCCAUUGAAACAGUAAAAGUGGCCACAGUGUAAACAUAGGUGGCCUUCCUAGACAGGUUCUACAACAAACGUUUUGUUCUCAAGGGAGACAAAGUGCAUGGCCUCUGUAGACAGGUGGCCUUUAUAGACAGGUGGCCACUAAGACAGGUUUGACUGUUCAUCUGGUGUACGUACAUGCAAGAGCUUCUUGCAUUAUAUAGCUUAUAACAAUAUUUGGGAACAUGAUUUUAAAAAAAAAUAGUUUUGUUAAUGAAAACAUAGACAUAUUUAAUGAAAGAUAUAUUUUAUAGAACAAUCUAGUCACUAUAACAGCCCAAAUUUAGAAAAUAUUUGAUGACGUCUUUGAAUGAAGAUGUACUUUAAAACAAAAAUAAUAUGAUAUACAGCAUGGGAGGUGAUCGUGAUGAAAUAAUUCAUUUUGGCUACAGACUUUAAGUUAAGUUUGGUCUGUUGUGCUGCAAAUUAGGAUAGUAAUUGCGCAAAAAAUAUAAAGAUCCAGUUCUUUUCAUAUAGCCAUGAUAAAUGACUUCCCCUUUGAAUUUCUUCUUAAUGUACAAGUUGCCACUUUAGAAAUGUCUGCCAACCAUUUUGUCUAAAUUCUAUGCAUGAGUUCUCACUAGUUCAUUUGAAUGAAAAUGGAAAUUAUGAAUUAUUGCAUUUUUCUAGAAAUGUCACUUAAUCUUUCUGUGUCUUCAUUUUACAAUGACUGUUGAUUGUACUAUACAUGUAGCUUGUAAAUAUCAGUAGCAAGGAACCAGUGUUUGAUAUUUGGGUAUUCAUUGCCAUGAAAUUAAAUUACGAUAUUAGACUACAUGUAGAUGCAUAUAUGUGUGAAUGAUCCGGCAAAUAUCGUGCUCUGCCUCUUUAUAAUUAUAAUUUUUUUGAUUUGUGUAUAAAAAAUAUGUAACAAUAAACAUUUGAAGAUUGUGUUUAAAGAAAGAUGGGAAUAUAAUGUACAUUACAUGUUAUUACAUGUUGGUUCCAAGAAAGUAACCUCGGCCAAAACAUUAAAAUGACUAGAAGAAUUUGAUGAGUUUUAAAUGUGUAUCUCAAGGUAUUUGAAGCUGUUUUGCAAAACUGUACAGGAAUAUGUGAAAACAAAUGCACCCAAGUUACUAUUCAUUCAUCAUUUAAACCAUGAACUAUUGUCAAUUGUACAAUAUUGUAAGAGGCUUACAGUGUACAUGUGUGCAGGCUACUAAAGUGUGCUAAAACACUGUAUACAGUCAAACUAGCAGAAGUUGAAUCAACUGGGACCAAAUAAUUAAACUGGAAAUGACAAGAUUUGUUUUUAAUUAUUCGGAACUACACUUCUUUGGCCUUUUAGGCAGAAUCAAUUUUUUUUUACCUCUUCUGUGUUUUUCAUUGUUUCAAUGGGUCCCCAUUAAAAAAAUGGAAAAAUAAUAUCUAAAGAAUACAUGUAGUUGUAAAAUAAAGUUUAUAAAUCUGCUUUUAUAGAAAUGGAAAAGGAAAAUUAUGAUGUUCUUUGGAGCAUUGAUGUUUUGGUUUUUUGCCUUUUGCAAAAUGGACUUGUGUGAAUUAAGGUGUCAAAUAGAGGAAAAGCAAAUUGUCAAGUUGUAUUUAAUAUCUUCUGAAUUAUUGUUUCAUUUUUGGUGCAUUUACCUUAUGGAUUCAAUGGCAUAAGUUAUAUUUUCAGCAAUAAGUGUAUACUGAGUAAUAUUUGAAUAAAUGAGUAGAAAAAUACUACAAGACGAAAAAUAGAACUGCAGAUAUUUCUAGUAUGAUAGCUUUUUUGAGAAGUAUCCUUCACCCAUCUAUAUAAUCUUUCAUUUUCUCAUUAGUAUACAUCCAUCUUUACCAUUAAUUUUGGUGUUUUCCCAGUGGUAGAUAAAUAGAUAUCGCAUACAAAGUGUACUAGUAGUUGAUCUGUAUAAAGGGAUAAGUGAUUAGCAAAACAAUUUUCUUUUAAACACAUUCUCUUGCAAUAGAACUGCAUAGCAGGUACUACAAAACAUGAUAAUUAAAUGUAGGAGUAUUUAAUCUUACAGGCUAACAUAACCAGUUGCUAUAAGCUUUUUAUCUUGCCAUGUUACCAGUUAUGCAUUACUUAAAUGACUGAUAUAUUCUGUACUUACCAAUACACUGUUGUACGACAGAUUAACACUUUAUAAAUUUAGGAAAUAACAGUUUUAUAUAAUAUGCUCAGAGAAACAGUUUCAUGGACGCAACCAGGAAUAGGUAAAAAGGAUGACUAAAAACAGAAUUAAUUUAUAAGUAAGUCAAAUGGAUUGUCUAUUGAAUUUUUUUGUUGCUGAUGAAUUAUGCAUCGUAAAUAUGAAUAUGUAAAAGAAUGUGUUUCGUAAAGCCUGCCUCAUGUUCAAAAUAAUGUAUUAGAAAUGAAUGUAUACAAACUAUAUGUUUGUAAAGAAGCUGUUACAAUUUUUUUUCUAACUAGCUGUAUUGUAUUGGCUCUGUUUGGUUGUAACUUGUAAGAUUUUCCAUUGUCUAAUGUGAUAUAAUGAUUCAUUGCUUGAUUCAAAGUGAAAACAGUCAAUUUAUUGGAACAUAUUCGACCAAACCAAGGGAUGUGCAGUGAUGAUAAUUUCAGAAAGUUGCACUUUAUUUAUAACAUGAAAUGGGUACUUAAAGCCCCACUGCACUACUUAUAGCUACUUGCGACCUCUAUAUAGCAAACAAUGCCUAAGUGGUGACCAUGCCCUUUUUCUGAUGUUAAUUGAGAGCCGAUUUAAUGAGAUAACCACCUGUUGUUGACCAUGCAGGGAGGUCUAAUCCCUCCCGGCCAAACUAGUGCAGAUAGGCUUUAAGGUACUUACUUAAUAUUCAUAAAUUUCUUUAUGAGGUGACAAUCUUGAUUCCUAGUAUUUUUAAAUUACCUUGGCCAAAGCAUAGCUGUCUGUAAAAAUUUUUUUGACAAAGCCACUGGAAUUGAUGUAUAACGGAUACACAUUUACAACACCUGGGUCAUUUUUCAGGAGAGGCAAUGAUAGAUGAAAUGCCUUAUCCGAGGACAGAACUAUAUAUGGCAAGGAUUCAAACUCACAUGCCCAUAUUCUACUCAAAUUUAACCCGCUCUGGGCUUAAGGUCUUGUUCAAAAUGGGUUUUAUCAAAAAAAGUUAAGUCUGGGGUCUAAAUUUCCUUUGUCAAACUUGACCCUAGACCCAGGGUCAGAUUUAACUGAAUUAGUAGAAUACAGACCACAAUGUUUUUAUUGAAAUGAACCACUAUGCCAUAGAGCAUCCUUUCAACGCUUUUUAAAUGCAGUUGGGUGGUAGCUGAUUCUAAGUGGAUGGGUCUAACGAAAACGGCUCGGUUUCUCUCAAACUGCACUUUCCUUCAUGACCAUUUAGGGUUUUUUUUUUAAAGGAGGAAGGCUGCUAGCCUCCCCCACCCAAGUUAAUUAUUUACCAUUACUGCUUCACUUUUAUAGACAUAUUGAUAUUGACAAUGGUUAAAAAUCUGAUAAACAGCAAUUUUGGCAAGGGCCUGCAAUCAGUGAUGUUCUCUUUUCAUUGUGAUUAUCUUGUAUCUUAGAAUUGAUGAUUUAUUUCAAAAGCUGAAUUUUGAUUUUUCAUCACAAAAGCUGUAUCUAUAAUUAUGUAAAUAGUGUAAAUGAAUGCUUUAAAUGUGGAGCAACACUUAUUUAUAUGUGAAUAUUACUUUUUAUAUGUUAGUAUGGCAAAUGGUUUUACGUGUAAACUUAAAUUACUCAAUUUUGUAUUAAUCUUGUUGUGACUGACAUUCCUUCUUACGUUAUUGUUUUUAUUCCUGAAGAUUAUGUUGUGUGUUAAAUAGUGCUGCAGUCGCAGUCCUUAUGUUGUUUAAUUACAGUGAAUAGUGUAGGAGCUCUGCCACUUUGUUAUUAUUGGGUCAUAUUUCAACUUGAAGUUAUUAAUUACCCUUAUUACAUUCAGCAUGGCAAAGAUUGAUCAUGUAUGAACUCAGAGAUUGCUCUUGUGUGAAAGAGGACUAGUUUAAGAUUCCUGGAGACCCCAAACAAUGUAAAGGGACCAAAUUAUGCUUUGUCUUUGAUAUUUUAAACAAUGCGGACCGUGAAACAAAAAACAAACACCUAAUUUCACUACAAGGGGCUGACUAGCUUAUUGCAAUUCCUGAAAUCUUCAAUGAACAUUGCGUUUUUAUUAACCCAUACAGGAAAUGGAUGGUUCAUUUAUAAAGCCGAGAGGAAUGGAAGAAUACAAUACAGAUAGAGUAAAUGCCUAAUUGUUUGUAUACCACCAGACACUUUUAUACAAGGAGAAAGACUUUGAAGGAAACAUGAAAAGUGGUCAUUAUAGGCAGUUGGUCUUUACGCACAGGCUCCUUUAGUACAUGUUUCAGUGAGAACUGAUUUUCAAGGGAAAUGCAAAAUGUGGUCUUCAUAGACUGAUGGUUUUCUAUACAGGUGGUUGUUAAAGCAGGUAUGACUGUGAGAUCAUUUUCAGGAUCAUGUUCUAGUACCGUAGUUAUUUAUGUACACUGUGAAAUGCAAUCGUAUAGCGUAAAUUGAAUUAUGAUUUUUCUAUGUUUAUUUGUGGUGCUAUUAGACCCAAGUAAUCUCACUUGGAUUAUGAAAUGAGUUUCUUUUGCUCAAACCUUACUACCACUUUUCUUGUUCUUACAUUUAACUAGACAUGAUUAUAUUGUUGUACCUAGGUGACUAUUCAUUUUAAAAUGAAAUAAUGCAAGUUCAUUUUCCUUUGCUGAAACUGUUAUGUGUAUUGAAAUCAGAGGAAUACAUUUUAUUCCAAGCUGCUUGUGCAUUAGUUUAUUUUGCUAUGCUCGAAUUGACAGGUUUUAGUACCGUAAGUAAAGAUGUUUUUAUUUAGUUUGAGUUAUUAUUAUUAUAUAAUGGUUUGUGUUUUGAGAUUUUACCAGAAAUUAUAUGCUUGUAAAAAUAUAGCCGUGUCCAAUCUUUACAUCAUUACUUUAUGUGGUUGUUUUCCUCCACAGUUUACUGAAGGGUUAAUAAUAUUUGAAGUAAAAAUCCUGAGUACCUGUUUUCUUAUUGACAAAUAAUCAAUAUUGUAAAUUAGUAUUCAAAGGGUAAAAUAAAUCAUGAUUUUUGCGUAUUUCUUAAAUGUAAUGGGAUUUUUUUUUCUUCAAAAGUGCCGGUUUAGGUUCUACCCAUGAGGUUGAUACCUUUUCAAGAUUGGAAACCUGAGCAAUAAAAAAUGACAUGAUAAAUUCUUAACUCAGCAUUUAAAGGAUACACAAACUAAGAAGUCUUGAAGAAAACUGUUGUAACUUUGUCCCAAAUGUUGACAUUUCUUCACACCGCUUUUCAAACUGAAAACUAAUCCGGUCUCCUCUGUAUUCAUAUGUAGACAUUUAUAGGUGUUCAAUGUGUAGCGAAGUAAGCUAAGAGUCUAAUAGAUAUAUUGUAUUUCAUUGACAUAGAUAAUAACUUAAGAAAUUUAUAUAGUCUGCUGUACUUGUGUGGGCUUGCAAGGUAGAUAAAACAGAAAUGAAUAAAAUCGGAUUUGCCUAUAUCUUAA